AACAUGAUGGACGAGAACUGCAAACACGGAGCCACAUGCAUGAGAUCAGACGACAAAAUUUGUAGUGAUUUGAGCUUACCUCUACAGCUUUGAAAUCCUAACAUUUUGUUAUCUUUGACUUCUUCCACUAGUCCCAUGAUAAAUUUUUUUACAAGUAUAAAUGUAGAUGUGCUUUUUGACUACAAUCCAUGCCCUAAUUAUUUAUUUAUUCAUAUCCUUCAAUUAUUAAUCUAGAUGAUGGUGAAAAUCGUUCAGGGAGUGCUUAAAACUGCGGAUUAUUAAUAAUAGUUAAACAUGAAAAUGGGUGCCGUUUAAUUAGUUUACUAAGCAAAGUCACGAUGCCUUCUUAAACCGUGCAUAAAUCAAGAAAGAUGUUACAAAGUGCUGCCAUUUUAUUUUAUUUUUGUUUAAUUUUAUGGAACUCCAAAUAUUUUGUUCUUUCAUUCUCCUUUAAAAAGAAACUUUACCCUCUACUGGUUGGAGGUCCCUUACUGCUAUUGAGAAAGCGACUGGUUAAAGGGCCAGCAUCCCCUGCUAUUUCCUUUCUCCCUCAGUCUCAUCAUAUUAUUACUCUUUCUACAUGUUCUGUUUCAAAUUUCCUUCUUAUACGUCUCAGUUUGGCCCUCACAAAACCCUUUUGAAUACAAAUACAAAUACAUAUAUAGCUAGCUAGUCUUCUAUAUCCCAUCCCAUAACAGUUAACACACACAUACCAAACAACUCUCAUCUUGAUUUCAACUCUCCCGCUCUCUAAGAUUUAAUCAUGCCCAUCAAAUCCUUUCUACUUCCCAUUUUUCUCUUGUCUCUUUCCAUGCAUGCAUUAUGCAAUGCUCGAAAUAUUGGGUUUGUGAAAGAGGGUUUUCAUGCAGAAGUCUAUUUCUCUGCCAAGGUUGGAGAGGAGGUCGAACAAAGCAUGGAUUCAGUUCAUGGAACUAAUGACAGAGAGGACAUCAGUGAAAAGAGUACUCCUGGUGCUGCAAUUAUUACUCAAGAAUCAAAGGAUUCAAAGGCAGUUACCAAAAGUUCAGGUCAUGAUCAAAAUCCCAUCAAGCCUCUUGUUCCAGUUUCUUGGCGUGUGCCGCACAAGAACCUCCAUCAAAUCCCUGGGUUUCAAUCAGAUUAUGCUAUGCCUAGAACACGAACACCUUCUCAUAACUGAUUAAUCUCCCUCUUUGAAUCUUAUGUUAUGCAUUUAUGUCCACAAUUUUUAUCCGACAACAAAGGUAUCCAAAAAAUGUACCCACCUACAUCUCCGGAUACAUGAAAACCGUCCAGCCUACUUGCACCAGCUAAAUGCUCUGACCAAACUCCGAGGCCGGCCAGCAGCAUUUGCAAAACAUGGGAUUAUUUAAAACGAGAGCAGCGCCGGCAAUAGUUGAGCCCAAGACAUGCAUUCAUUCCAUACAGCUCGAGCAAGUCCUUAACCAUUAGGCCAACUUCAUAUGUCCUUUUAAAUUUGAGAAGCUGUCUUUUCUUUUAGAAGCUAUCCUACUAUUUAUAUACCUUUACGGGUUUUUAUUAUUUAUAGAAAUUAAGAGACUAGUAGGAUUGUUAUUUCACUACUGCCAUUGCCUUGCUAUAACAACAGCAUGUCUCCCAGUAUAUUGCUUAACUUCUUACCCAUUUUUGUACAGAAAAAUCAAUAAUAUAAUCUAUCAUUCUCGUU
Messenger RNA from Populus euphratica (Euphrates poplar), 1666 nucleotides. RefSeq lists its product as uncharacterized. The transcript is spliced from 2 exons. The coding region runs from base 764 to 1159 and encodes 131 amino acids. The record is from RefSeq and is a predicted model, not a curated record. Lineage: Eukaryota; Viridiplantae; Streptophyta; Magnoliopsida; Malpighiales; Salicaceae.